AUGGAGAGAGAGGGAGCGCCAGACACAAGUCCACCGACGCUCUCUGGAUUUUCUCUCUCUGCCUGGGCUCCCAGCAUACACCUUCGAUCUUUGCUGGAAGGACAGAGGUGUGGCAUAUGGUGUAUAGAGGUAAGGAUGGAGGUGUGGCAUAUGGUGUAUAGAGAGGUAAGGAUGGAGGUGUGGCAUAUGGUGUAUAGAGAGGUAAGGAUGGAGGUGUGGCAUAUGGUGUAUAGAGAGGUAAGGAUGGAGGUGUGGCAUAUGGUGUAUAGAGAGGUAAGGAUGGAGGUGUGGCAUAUGGUGUAUAGAGAGGUAAGGAUGGAGGUGUGGCAUAUGGUGUAUAGAGAGGUAAGGAUGGAGGUGUGGCAUAUGGUGUAUAGAGAGGUAAGGAUGGAGGUGUGGCAUAUGGUGUAUAGAGAGGUAAGGAUGGAGGUGUGGCAUAUGGUGUAUAGAGAGGUAAGGAUGGAGGUGUGGCAUAUGGUGUAUAGAGAGGUAAGGAUGGAGGUGUGGCAUAUGGUGUAUAGAGAGGUAAGGAUGGAGGUGUGGCAUAUGGUGUAUAGAGUCCCAGCAAGAGGCCCUAAGGAUUUCGGCUGGGAUCCUGUGUUUCAACCUGAUGGCUUUGAUCAGACUUAUGCAGAAAUGCCGAAGGAGACCAAGAACCAAAUAUCUCACAGACGACGGGCACUCGACCUAGUAAAGAAGCACUUUCAAGAAGAGAAAUUUGUGUUUGAGGAUGUGGACGACGAGCAAUCACAAAAAAAGGCACGGAUUGAUUCGUAG
Messenger RNA from Closterium sp. Yama58-4, 777 nucleotides. NCBI's taxonomy places the organism in Eukaryota, Viridiplantae, Streptophyta, Zygnematophyceae, Desmidiales, Closteriaceae. The record is from the annotation of a GenBank genome assembly.